AAGAUGGCGGCGGAGAGGAUGUUCAACCGGCCGGUGUGUGUGCAAGUGAGGUGCCAGGGCUGUGAGGAGAGGAGAUUAAAUGUUCGAGUGAAUAUUGAGCUACUGUCCAUUUCUAGUCCUGUUCAUAAAAAGGAUUUAGCUGUUCGAUUGACUGAUGAUACUGAUCCUUUUUUCCUUUACAACCUUGUCAUAUCUGAGGAAGAUUUUCAAAGUUUAAAAUCCCAGCAAGGUCUCUUGGUAGACUUCUCUGCUUUCCCACAAAAAUUUAUAGAUCUGCUUCAGCAAUGCAUUCAGGAACAGAACAAAGAUAUCCCAAGGUUUUUGCUGCAGUUAGUUUCUUCAGCAUCUGUUCUAGAUCACACACCUGUCUCUUUAAAUGUAGUGGAGACCAACCCUUUUAAGCAUCUUACCCAUCUCUCUCUAAAAUUCCUACCAGGAAAUGAUGCAGAAAUAAAGAAGUUUUUAGCCAGCUGUUUGAAAUGCCUUAAGGAAGACAAAAUGAUAUUGGAAGAAAAGCUUCAAAAAACUGAAGAGGAUCUUACCAGACAACUGAGCUACACUCAACAGAGCUUGUCAGAGAAGAGCCGAGAACUAGACAAACUGAAAAAUGAAUGGACAUCAUACACUACAGCUCUAACGAACAAACACACACAGGAUCUGACAAAUGAAAAGGAAAGAGCUCUCCAGGCACAAGCUCAGUACCAACAACAGCAUGAACAACAGAAAAAGGAACUAGAAAACUUGCAUCAGAAAAGUAUUCAACAGUUGCAGAACAGACUCUCAGAACUCGAGGUCGUCAAUAAAGAUCUAACAGAAAGGAGAUACAAAGGAGACUCUACAGUCAGAGAACUGAAAGCAAAGCUUUCUGGAAUAGAAGAUGAAUGUCAAAGAGCAAAGCAGGAGGUGCUGUCACUGCGUCGGGAGAACACUACUCUGGAUGCUGAAUGUCAUGAAAAAGAGAAACUCAUUAAUCAGCUACAGACCCGGGUUGCUGUUCUGGAACAAGAGAUCAAAGAUAAAGAUCAGCUAGUUAUUAGAACAAAAGAAGUAUUAGAUGCGACGCAAGAACAAAAGGUGAUACUGGAAGAGAGUACAGAGAAAAAACAAAGUCAUAUUGAAAAACUAGAGACAACAAUUAAGUCCCUGUCAGCUGAACUUCUUAAGGCCAAUGAAAUUAUCAAGAAGCUACAAGGAGAUUUGAAAACUCUAAUGAGUAAAUUAAAAUUGAAAAAUACAGUAACAAUUCAACAGGAAAAACUAUUGGCAGAAAAAGAAGAGAGACUUCAAAAAGAGCAGAGAGAAUUGCAGGAGGCGAGACAAUCUCUUCGAAUGAAAGAGCAGGAGGUUUGCAAGCUACAAGAACAGCUAGAAACUACAAUACAAAAACUAGAAGAAAGUAAGCAGUUGCUGAAAACCAAUGAAAAUGUAAUCACAUGGUUAAACAAACAGCUGAAUGACAUUCAGACGACGAAGAAGCUGGAGUCUUCUGCCGGUGCACACAGUGGUGUUAGGACUGCCAUUUCACCUCAUGGCAUGCCUGACCGACCAUCCUUUCCCAGCUCAGGAAUCAAUCAUCCCAUUUCUCCUCUGUAUGCCUUCCAGAACUUUCCAGAACCAGCACACAACAAUAAUGUCAACUCACAAUAUCCAGUACCAAAGAUUCAGUUUAACACACAGCUUUCUAAGGUGAAUCGAUGUUCAGAUGUUCAGACAGUGACUCCUGCAAGUAGUCAUCCAGCAAAUAAGGAGAAUGGUGGUAAUUUGGCGCUGGACUCCAAGUAUUUCAAGAAAAAAGAUGACAGCAUUCCUUUACGUGGGCUUAGUCAAAAUACACUUAACUCAGAGCACCUGAAAGCGUAUUUACCAGCAAAAGCCCAGCCGUCACCAAAAGCCGCAGUAACACCAGCCUCGGCUUAUUUUCCUGGAUAG
Molecule: messenger RNA, 1929 nt
Organism: Phaethon lepturus (White-tailed tropicbird)
Lineage: Eukaryota; Metazoa; Chordata; Aves; Phaethontiformes; Phaethontidae
Gene: SASS6
Product: spindle assembly 6 homolog (C. elegans)
Exons: 17
Coding region: 4-1929 (641 amino acids)
Biological process (GO): centriole replication
Cellular component (GO): centrosome; centriole
Source: RefSeq, a predicted model, not a curated record